CGCACGACGACGCCGUACAUGACGAAGUACGAGCGCGCGAGGAUCUUGGGCACGCGCGCGCUGCAGAUCUCCAUGAACGCGCCCGUGCUCGUCCAGCUGGACGGCGAGACGGAUCCGCUGGAGAUCGCGGGGAAGGAGCUGCGAGAGAAGCGCAUCCCGUUCACGGUCCGGCGGUACCUCCCGGACGGAUCCUUCGAGGACUGGAGCGUGGACGAGCUCAUCAUCGAGGACCCGGACCGCCGACGCGGGUUGUAG
Messenger RNA from Micromonas pusilla CCMP1545, 255 nucleotides. RefSeq lists its product as uncharacterized. The annotation marks the transcript as partial. The record is from RefSeq and is a predicted model, not a curated record. The transcript has a single exon. NCBI's taxonomy places the organism in Eukaryota, Viridiplantae, Chlorophyta, Mamiellophyceae, Mamiellales, Mamiellaceae. Gene Ontology annotation, cellular component: nucleus; RNA polymerase I complex; RNA polymerase II, core complex. Gene Ontology annotation, molecular function: DNA binding. Gene Ontology annotation, biological process: transcription by RNA polymerase II; tRNA transcription by RNA polymerase III; transcription by RNA polymerase I.